AUGGCUAAGUCUAAGAACCAUACCACCCACAACCAAUCAAGAAAAUGGCAUAGAAAUGGCAUCAAGAAACCUAGGUCACAGAGAUACAAGUCUCUGAAAGGGGUUGACCCCAAGUUUCUGAGAAACAUGCACUUUGCCAAGAAACACCACAAGAAGGGACUGAAGAAGAUGCAGGCCAACAAUGCCAAAGCCAUCAAAGCCCUGAGCACCGAAACCUCCAAGGCCAAGUUCCUCAGGCACGAGAUGCCCAAGAUCCCCAAGGCCGGUGCCCGGCGUGCUGGCCUCAAGAUGGCCACCAAGCGUCCAGGCCCUAGGGUCGGCAUCAAACGCCCAGGCCCCAAGAUCACAAAGCCUGCCUCUAAGGUUGCCAGGACCACUGACCCCAAGGCCACCAAGCCCACUGACCCCAAGGCUGCCAAGUCUGCCGACAAGGUCAAUAAGUCUGGCCCCAAGGCAACUAAGUCUGAUCCCAAGGCUGCUAAGCCUGCUGAGUCCAAACCCAAAGAUGCUGAGGCUAAAGCUGCAAGUCCCAAGCCUUCAAAAUAG
Messenger RNA from Dromiciops gliroides (monito del monte), 546 nucleotides. Its product is annotated as 60S ribosomal protein L29-like. Gene Ontology annotation, cellular component: cytosolic large ribosomal subunit; ribosome. The coding region runs from base 1 to 546 and encodes 181 amino acids. The transcript has a single exon. NCBI's taxonomy places the organism in Eukaryota, Metazoa, Chordata, Mammalia, Microbiotheria, Microbiotheriidae. Gene Ontology annotation, biological process: cytoplasmic translation. The record is from RefSeq and is a predicted model, not a curated record. Gene Ontology annotation, molecular function: structural constituent of ribosome.